Molecule: messenger RNA, 1077 nt
Organism: Mya arenaria
Lineage: Eukaryota; Metazoa; Mollusca; Bivalvia; Myida; Myidae
Product: sodium- and chloride-dependent betaine transporter-like
Exons: 7
Coding region: 1-1077 (358 amino acids)
Biological process (GO): sodium ion transmembrane transport
Cellular component (GO): membrane
Source: RefSeq, a predicted model, not a curated record
AUGGAAGGAGAUACUGAAGAAUUGGCGUUCUUGAAAACCCCCAAAGAGGAGAUAAUCUGUAUAGCAAACAAGGACCAAAUAAAGCUUCUAAAUCGGGACUCCAUAUGCACGUCACCGGCGUUGACAUCGGAAUAUAAUGAUAAUGUAGAUAUAGAAGUUGGAAACGUUGAGAGGGGGCUAUGGGCAAACAAACUGGAGUUUUUUCUUGCAAUUUGUGGCUACAGUAUCGGUAUAGGAAGUGUUUGGAGGUUUCCAAUUACAUGCAGUCGCAAUGGUGGCGGGGCUUUCCUGAUCCCAUUUUUCUUCUUCCUGAUCACAGCUGGUGGACCCCUUUACUACCUCGAAGUUUGUCUGGGACAGUUUACAGGCAAGAGUGCAGGAUUGGCAUUCGAAUGCUGUCCAUUGCUUAAAGGAAUAGGCGUGUUGCAAGUAAUGCUCUCCUUAACGGUUUUAUGGUACGUCAAUAUGGUUCUAGCUUGGGUCUGCUACUUUCUCUACAACUCUUUCUUUCCCGUGUUACCAUGGACAACGUGCAAUAACAAGUGGAACACUCCUCACUGCACACCUUUAGCUGACAUGUGGGUUGAUGAUAUUAUACAUGUAAACGGAACAAACAUCACAUCCAAUAUGACGUCAAUUACCGUGCCACACAGUUUAAACAGCUCGUCGGCAUUUGAGUUCUGGGAAUUCAAUGCAAUUGGUCGGUCUUCUGGAUUAGAAGAGAUGGGAAACAUGCAGCCUCAUUUGGUCAUUUGUCUGCUGAUAGCGUGGGCAUUCACUGUUCUCGCUGUGAUUAAGGGUGUCAAAACGCUUGGAAAGGUCGUGUACGUAACAGCAACCGCCCCAUACCUCUUCCUGACGAUUAUCCUCAUCAAAGGGUUAACGAUGGAAGGUGCCGCGGACGGGAUUAAAACAUACGUCACUCCGGAUUUUUCAAAACUCCUCACGUUUCAGGUGUGGCUAGAGGCGGCACUACAGGUCUUCUUCUCGUUAGGGCCAUCCUGGGGAGGCGUGAUAACCAUGGCUAGCUAUAACCGCUUCCACCUAAAAUCAUUUUGGUACGGUUGGAUUUUUUGA